Messenger RNA from Clonostachys solani, 2664 nucleotides. The record is from the annotation of a GenBank genome assembly. NCBI's taxonomy places the organism in Eukaryota, Fungi, Ascomycota, Sordariomycetes, Hypocreales, Bionectriaceae.
AUGUUCUCUCUGUCGUUUCCGCUCGCCCCCCUCAUCUUCACGGGCUUCUGCUCCUCGCUCAUAUUCACUAAAUUCAUCACACUCGGUACACACUUCCACGCGGUGCCGUUCCUGGCCUUCGUCUUCUACCUGCCGACGUUUUUCCUCUUCGACUUCAUUGCAAUAUGUUUUCUUAGAUUCCUCCUGAACCCUGUACGCGGCUGGUUCAGCCUGUUGGGCUUCAUCAUUGGCAUUCUCAUCUCUCUAUUUACUUUGUGUGGUGCCGCUUCGCAGCUGGGUUUCUUCUACAAGACGGGUGGUGAGCUUGCCUGGCAAGAGGCAACUUCGUUCGCGACCAACAAGGAUGGAUUGAAGGUCUUGCUCUCCGGCAGCUGGGCUGUGCUCGCCUCCGCUGGUCUCCUCCUGGGUGUUUCCUUUCUCCUACAGACCCUCUGUUACCGAGUUGUGGGCGUGUUCAACGCGGCACUUGGCGCAAACUUCAUAUUCCCAGUCGCGCAGUUCGUCCUGAUCAGAUGCCAAAGGGCCCAGUUCCUCAUUAUCCGGAAGACACAGUACUAUCUCCUCAGGGGACCAGCACACGAUGAGGAGUCGGAAGUCGGGUCCGUCAACUCGGACCUCCCAAGCAGCCUUGAUUCGGAUUCCGAGAAGGACGAGGAGGGUGGUAGCCAAGGAAAAUUGGCACGUAUGAUGAUCCAGAUGCGAGAUUGGUGGGCGAUCAGGGUGGCCGUUGUGCUCUUCUUCCUAGUCGCCUUGAUUGUUCGCCCUCACCGGCCAUACGACCACAUGACGGUCACCCUGCCAGUGUCAAUGCUUAACAUCUUCAGGCCCGAGUCAGACUACUGCUCUGAGCAACGACGAAUUCACGUUAAUCCGUUCCCCUUCCCGCAUCUUCUCUCCGAAAAGAACUGGGAGGCGCCCAACGAGCACUUCAGGGGCUGGGCCCCUGGUUCGCGGAACGAGCAGGUCCUCAAUUACCGAUAUUGGAGUCCUGAGUGGAUGCCCGAGGAGGUUCACCGAGGAUUCGAGAGAUGGGAUCCUAGACGCAUCCCUGAAUACUCACCUUUCUACAACCCAGUUGACGACCCAUUGAAGAUCUCGAACUUGGACAACGACAUCCUCAAGCCCCUCAAAGGAGCUCUGUCGGACGGUUCAGUCAAGAUUAAGCAUGUUGUGUAUAUCCUGAUGGAGAGCUUGCGCGAAGAGCUCUUCCCGCUGCAGCAAGACUCUUUCAUCCACAAGAACAUUUUGAACGCGAACGAGGAGGAGGAGAGGGACGAGAUGAAUCGCCGCCUUGCGGAUGUGACACCCCAUAUCGAGAUGAUCACUGGUGUUGCGGGCAAUUUCAGGGCCGCCAACGGAUCUUCAUACGAGCGCUCGAAGCUCAAAUGGCAAGACUCCAGCAAGGAGGGUUUCGGAGGUAUCAACAUCGUUGGAGGAACGACGGGCUCGACAAUGUCCACAAAGAGUUUCGGGACCAACUUCUGCGGCACGUGGGGUAUGCCUGUCGAGAAAUUCGAGGAGUACGCGACGGACAGCUACCAGCCUUGCCUGCCGCAGAUCAUGGGUCUAAUGAACGAGUUCAAGAGCGACGACAGCAAAUCGGACGACUACAGGGAGUGGAAGUGGCAUCCCAAGUUCUUCAUGUCCGUCACGGAGGGCUACGACCACAUGGACAAGUUUGACCGCAAGAUUGGUUUGGAGGACCGGGUGUGCGAGGCCGAGCUGAAGGACGACAUCGAGCGCAACGUCACGAGCGGCGAGGGCCAGAAGAUCGGCUACUUUGGCUUCGCCGAGCCGAUCCUGAAGCCCUACAUCACCGAGUACCUCACCAACGCGACCAAGAACAACGAGCGCAUCAUGAUGGCGCACUUCACCAGCACCACCCACCACCCCUGGGAGCUUCCCUCUUACUUCAACAUGACCGACUACAUGCCGAGCAGCGGCAUGCAGAACUGGCACAAGGACUUCAACAAGUACAUCAACACGAUCCGCUUCCACGACCUCUGGAUGGCGGAGCUCAUGGCGAUCUUCGACGAGCUGGGCAUCGCCGACGAGACCCUCAUGGUCUUCGCCGGCGACCACGGGCAGGCGUUCAAGGAGGACGCCCGCAAGACGGGCACGUACGAGAACGGCCACAUCAGCAACUACCGCGUCCCCAUCACGUUCCGACACCCGCACCUCCCCCGGUACCAGUACAAUGUCAACGCGACGACCGUCUCCACGCUCCCCACGAUCCUGGACCUCCUCAUCAACUCGGGCUCCCUCAACGAGAAGGACAAGACCAUCGCCUCCGACCUGAUCCAGGACUACGAGGGCCAGUCCCUGAUCCGGCCCUACAAGACGAGCCACAACGGGCGCCGCGCGUGGAACUUUGGCAUCACCAACUCGGGCGCCGGCAUGCUCGCCGUCACGAGCGCCGACUCGCCGUGGAGGCUGGUGAUGCCCCUCGACAAGACGUUCGAGUACAGCCUGAGCAACCUCGAGGAGGACCAGCAGGAGGAGAAGGCCCUCACGGCCUGGACGUUCAAGGACCUGCUCAAGAGCGUCAAGAAGGACAUGGGCGAGGGGGCGGUCGAGUGGGCCAAGGAGGCCGAGGCCAUCGGCAAGUGGUGGAGGAAGGACCGCCAGCGGUUGUGGCGGUAUCACGAGAUCGAGGAGACAUGA